AUGAUGAAGGAGUUCCUUAUCAUCAAAAUGAUUGGUUUCAUCUGUGUAGAAAGUUCAAAAUCAGGGCUACCUCCUAAACAUGUUGAGAGGUAUAAUCAUAUGCUUACCUACCUCCAAACUCAAAGCAUCACUUUAGGAGUUAUGAAUCUUCUACGCUUACUGUAUGCUGACCUAGAAAACCAUAUUCCCGAGCCAAUUGUUGGCUCCACCAAUCAGCAACCACUUCUUGAUGCCCCUGGAGAUGUAUUCCAACUGAGGAAGCUUCUUCCUACAUCUCUGCCUUAUGACUUCAACAUUCAUUUUCAAACUGAGAAGAAGCAUUUAGAUUGUAUGGAUGUCUUAAGCGAGACACACAACAGAUCCUCAGAUCAGAAGAUCCAGAUUGGUGCUAAUCCAGUAGUAAAUUGUGAAUGGAAACCUCUUGAUAAAGAACUAUAUGUGAAGGGAUUAGAUAUUUUUGGGAGAAACUGCUGCCUGAUAACCAGAAACUUACUUUGUGGGUUAAAAACUUGCAUAGAAGUAGCCAAUUAUAUGUAUGAGAUUGGAGCAGAAACAUCACUUAAGGCAUGCUCUAUGUUAGAUGGCAACGAGAGAGUGGAUGCAAAUGCUCAGGAAGGAAAGCAAAUAGCUCUGGAGUUAGAAGAGGAAAAGAAAGCUCAAACUGAAAGAGAUAAGAUGCUGCAAAUGCAAGUGUUGCAUUUUUCAUUUCAAUUGUUACUAUGA
Messenger RNA from Lactuca saligna, 723 nucleotides. Lineage: Eukaryota; Viridiplantae; Streptophyta; Magnoliopsida; Asterales; Asteraceae. The record is from the annotation of a GenBank genome assembly.